AUGGCGGGUCCAUCCUUCAGCCCAGAAAUAUGGCGUCUAGUCUUCGAAAACCUCAACUCAACGCAAGACAUCUACAACAUCUGUCUUGUCUGCCGCUCCUUUAAAACAAUCGCUACACCCCUCCUCUACCGCUCACUGACCGUGAUUCCAAAUCCCCGCUCGUCGCCCGAUCAACAAGACGCCCGCGUGGAUGAGCAUAUAAUAGAGCGCCUCGAAAGCGACGAGCAAGACAAGACCUUCCGCCUCAGACACUGGGUGCAAGAAGUGACCUUCGCCCCUUCUCUGUUCUUCGCCCCUCACUACUCAGGCCGAGACCGGGGAUUCGACCGCUCCCAAUUUAUCCAGCAGAGUGACCAUCCGAUCACGGUGCUGUCGCACCUGCCGAAUCUCCGCAGAAUCACCCUCACGAUUCCGCAGCUGCAGUCGGCAGAGUUAAUUGAUCUUGUAACUGAGCACCCCAGAAAACCGGAGAUCAUUCUUUCCCUGCAUUGCUUCUUUGAGUACGAGUUUGCAGAGCGGAUAAAGAGGUGGGACGAGAACGACACCAAGGAUGAGACACUACGACUCCUUUUAUCUCGCGUCGUAGGUCUAGACAUCUCAGUUGAUCCCUUCUACGAGGAACGACCUUUCAUGCUAGGCCACGGACCCAACGAGCGGAUUCUCACCGUGCAGAAGCUCUCCUUCAGCUGUCCCAGUCUCCGCACCUUCACGCUCAGUCUCUUCGGGAAUUACGGCGGCUGCGUUGAGAUAGUCCCUUGGUUUCCGCUCAUUGACUCGUUCCGCUUAACGGGAACGGAAGUCUUCCCACCCCUCGAAGAACUGGCGUUGAACGGGUACAACAUGCGCAAGAAUGAGUGGCCGUACUGGCGCGAUGGUCUUGACUGGUCCCGCUUGAAAGCCUUGACCCUCGGGCCGCAGGACUCAUUCGGUCUGCUUGGUCGACUUGCCGGGUAUGCGACCUCUUUGAAGGUAUUAAGGGUCUACUGCUACGAGGACGAAGCCGAAUAUAAAGACCGGAAAGGUCUUUCUAGGUUUCUGCGAUCUUUUGGCACCCUAAGGACGUUGGAGUUGAGGGGGUACAUUUGCGCUAUUGGCGCGAUUGCGCAUCAUAGGAACUUGUUGAGCCUCUGCUUGCAUGAGGAUGAGUCUUCUAGAGCAGGGUACCGUAACCGGAGGAGGGUUCUUACGGUCGAGGAGUUGGAUCUGCUUGACAAGCAAUGCCCGGACUUGCGGGUCCUGGAAGUUGGAAUCAGGCGGAAAGAUGAACUGCCUCUUGGGAUCCUGACCAAGCUAGCAACAUCUUUCAAGAACCUGCAUUGCCUCUCGCUGCACUUCGAGCUCGGCAUAUUGGACCGCGAGCCCAUCAUGCCAACCCUGUCUCUCGCAACAGCGCGGAGCAUAGGGCAAAUGAUGUUCGACUUACGCAGGCAAUGCGGUUUUAUGAAUACGACAAGUUCAAACCCAUACCCUUUCAAAUUAACCCUUUGGACGGGACGAGCCUACCGCCGCUACCCACAGAUGCCUCCCCGAUUUGACUCGUGGGAGUUGAAGUUUACGAAUACUUAUGAAGUUCAAUUGCCGGUGAAUAAGAAGGACGGCGACAACGAAGUGGAGGUUCGUCUGACGAAGGGGCAAGGGCUGGAUCCUGAUAUUCGGCGAAGUGAGACUCCUGACUUAUGA
Messenger RNA from Aspergillus mulundensis, 1680 nucleotides. RefSeq lists its product as uncharacterized. The coding region runs from base 1 to 1680 and encodes 559 amino acids. The transcript is spliced from 2 exons. Gene Ontology annotation, molecular function: protein binding. The record is from RefSeq and is a predicted model, not a curated record. NCBI's taxonomy places the organism in Eukaryota, Fungi, Ascomycota, Eurotiomycetes, Eurotiales, Aspergillaceae.